Molecule: messenger RNA, 7348 nt
Organism: Manis javanica (Malayan pangolin)
Lineage: Eukaryota; Metazoa; Chordata; Mammalia; Pholidota; Manidae
Gene: PLAG1
Product: PLAG1 zinc finger
Biological process (GO): regulation of cytokine production; regulation of immune system process; negative regulation of transcription by RNA polymerase II
Cellular component (GO): nucleoplasm; nucleus
Molecular function (GO): RNA polymerase II cis-regulatory region sequence-specific DNA binding; DNA-binding transcription repressor activity, RNA polymerase II-specific; DNA-binding transcription activator activity, RNA polymerase II-specific
Source: RefSeq, a predicted model, not a curated record
CAGCUGCAAGUUGGGCUGCAGGGGCAGCGCAUACACUACAAUGGCUGCUGGAAAGAGGCGUAAGGAAACAAUUUCCAGGCCCGCCGCGUCCAGCCCGAAAUAUGAGAAAAAAAUUAUUAGAAAUUCCGCGGGCGGUGUAAAGGCGGCGGACGGGCCGGAGGGAGGAUGUUAAAGCCCCGCGGUUGCCUCUUGGUGCUGCAUUGGCUGUAUUUGGCACCCAGAAUGCUUCAUUCUGUGAUGGUCUAUUAAUAAGGUUACCUUGUAGAGUUUGGAUCAGGGCCUCAGAUUGGUCAAAAUGGGAAAGACUGGAUUCUGCUCUCUUCUACGAAGAGUCAAUGGGACUGGCUAAAAUCAAGGUCUGAGGCUUUUUCCAUCUGUCUUCAGUCCCUUUUUGCUUUCUUUUACGACCACAUGAAACUUGAGAAGCCACCUAAAGCUAAAUCAUUUAGUGGAGUUGGGCAGUUCCCAAGUGUCCAACAAGAAGGCCUGGUUUAGGCUGCGAUGGCCACUGUCAUUCCUGGUGAUUUGUCAGAAGUAAGAGAUACCCAGAAAGUCCCUUCAGGGAAACGUAAGCGUGGUGAAACCAAACCAAGAAAAAACUUUCCUUGCCAACUGUGUGACAAGGCCUUUAACAGUGUUGAGAAAUUAAAGGUUCACUCCUACUCUCACACAGGAGAGAGGCCCUACAAGUGCAUACAACAAGACUGCACCAAGGCCUUUGUUUCUAAGUACAAAUUACAAAGGCACAUGGCUACUCACUCUCCUGAGAAAACCCACAAGUGUAAUUAUUGUGAGAAAAUGUUUCACCGGAAAGAUCAUUUGAAGAAUCACCUGCAUACACAUGACCCUAACAAAGAGACAUUUAAGUGUGAAGAAUGUGGCAAGAACUACAACACCAAGCUUGGGUUCAAGCGUCACUUGGCCUUGCAUGCUGCAACAAGUGGUGACCUCACCUGCAAGGUCUGUUUGCAGACUUUCGAAAGCACAGGAGUGCUUCUGGAGCACCUUAAAUCUCAUGCAGGCAAGUCGUCUGGUGGGGUUAAAGAAAAGAAGCACCAGUGCGAGCAUUGUGAUCGCCGGUUCUACACCCGGAAAGAUGUCCGGAGACAUAUGGUGGUGCACACUGGAAGAAAGGACUUCCUCUGUCAGUAUUGUGCACAGAGAUUUGGGCGAAAGGAUCACUUGACCCGACACAUGAAGAAGAGUCACAAUCAAGAACUGCUGAAGGUCAAAACAGAACCGGUGGACUUUCUGGAUCCAUUCACCUGCAAUGUGUCUGUGCCUAUAAAAGAUGAGCUCCUUCCGGUGAUGUCCUUACCUUCCAGUGAACUGUUAUCAAAGCCAUUCACAAACACUCUGCAGUUAAACCUCUAUAACACUCCAUUUCAGUCGAUGCAGAGCUCGGGAUCUGCCCACCAAAUGAUCACAACUUUACCUUUGGGAAUGACGUGCCCAAUAGAUAUGGAUGCUGUUCAUCCUUCUCACCACCUUUCUUUCAAAUACCCAUUCAGUUCUACCUCAUAUGCAAUUUCUAUUCCUGAAAAAGAACAGCCACUAAAGGGGGAAAUUGAGAGUUAUCUGAUGGAGCUACAAGGUGGCAUGCCGUCUUCGUCCCAGGAUUCUCAAGCAUCGUCAUCUAAACUAGGGUUGGAUCCUCAGAUUGGGUCCCUCGAUGAUGGUGCAGGGGACCUCUCCCUGUCAAAAAGCUCCAUUUCUAUCAGUGACCCUCUAAACACACCAGCAUUGGAUUUUUCUCAGUUGUUUAAUUUCAUACCAUUAAAUGGCCCUCCCUAUAAUCCUAUAUCAGUAGGGAGCCUUGGAAUGAGUUAUUCCCAAGAUGAAGCACAUUCUUCUAUGUCUCAGCUACCCCCACAGACCCAGGAUCUUCAGGAUCCUGCGAACACUAUCGGGCUGGGGUCCCUGCACUCACUGUCAGCAGCUUUCACCAGUAGUCUGAGCACAAGCACCACCCUUCCACGUUUCCAUCAAGCUUUCCAGUAGGGUUCGAGACGUGGAUUUAUUACAAAAAUGUAUGUGUAGCCCUGCCUUAGAUGACCAUUUUUAUUUUAGUGCCUGCUUUAAGACAGUAUAAAAACUUCUGCUUUUGUAUAGUACCAGUUUUCAUUAAGCCAGUAUAAAAUAGAGACUAGCUUUUUAAGUGAACUUUGGAACCUGUUAUGUUUACCUGGGUAUUUUGUCCUGAUUCACUGCCAAUUGUCAAAUUUUAAGAUUUUUUUUUUUUUGUAUAGGAAAACCAUUAUUGUUAGUAAAGUCUUACAAAAUUCAUGUUCAGAUUACCUUGAGAUCUUAAAUUUUUCAUUUUUGUCCCACAACAAUGGCUGUACCUUUUGACAUUUGGCUCAUUAAAAAAUUUGUAGUAGAAUAUAAGUUUUCUAAAAUAUAUAUGAAUAACCCAAGAAUUCUUAAAUUUUUACUAGCCUCUUAAGUGGAUUUAUAAGGAAGUGUUUCAAAUGAAUUAAGAAUCCAGUUGGGGAGAUAACACAUGCCUGUUAGCUAUACCAUAAUUUCAGGUCAGUAUAUUUUGAAGACUUGCUAUUGUCUGGCUCAAAUAUCUGCCAUCAUUAUUAUGCACAUAUAAGGAAAACAAAACCUAAACACAAAGCACCAGUAUUUACAGCAAAGAGACUCCUAGUAUGGUGACACGGCAUUCCAUUUUACUUAAUAGCCUCAAAUUAAUAUGCAGGAUAUUUUCCCACGUUUCCACCUUCUUAACUUGCUCUGUUUCCAUUUAAUAAUACUAAUCGUGUAUGGCAUUGGAGUCUUCAGAGUCAGUAGAUAGAUCUCUUUAAUCUUUUUCCACCUUUCAUGGCCAAAGGGUGGGUCAAGUGCAGCCAGCAAUUUUAUUUUGGUUGUUAGUCCAGAAUGUAGAGAGAGCCAUUGUGGAACACAGAUGCUAAGUGUGUUUAUCCCAGAGGGGACUGUCUCAGCUUACCUGGUGUGGUAGACGCCUAAGCAGAAAGAUGUGAAAUACACAGUUCAACUUGGGAUCUUGUCUAGGGAUCAUGUCCCCUGUUGUCAGGGUUGAAAACUAGACUCUAGAAGUAAAGUAAAAGCAUAUCGCUCACGUCACUUCUUGCUGAAUUUGAUACAAUUUUCUUUCCCUUAAGAGCCCAAAGCAGAAAACAAAACAGUCCUGCCCCCAUGGUAUCUUUCUUACUCAGUGUUAAUUCAUCUUUCCUUGCUAUUUUCGGAUGGAGACUUUAAAGUUAACUGCAUUAGAAAACUAUGUGAGGAAUGACUACAAAGGCUUAAGUAACUGAAAAUAUAUACAGUAAAACCCCACUUUUACACAUCUGUGGGAAAUGGGAAUGUUGCAAAUAAGUUGAAUUUGUGGAGGGGGAAAAGUAAAGCAGAACAAGCACUAUCUUAGUUAAUGUGAAAGUAACAAUCAAAGAGUAUUGUGUUCACUGAAUAAAACGGUUAUGGGCUUUCCUCAUGUUAGACAACCGCCAUAAUCUCAAAGGUCAAAUUAUAUUUUUCUAAAUACCGGUUGAGAUAAGAAGCAUAUCUAUUAAGCACUUGUUAACACCUUAUUUUGGGACCGUCUGUUCGGGAGGGUAUGAGGGGGGAAGGUUUAUAGAAGAGUAUAUAUCUCUUUAAAAGAAAAUAUUUCUGAGCACUCAUUAGCCCUAUAUGAAAGCUUCUUUUCCCUUUUAUAGGGCCAAUUAUCACUGCAGAUUGCAAUGUUUACCAAGUAUUUCUAAAAAUGAGUGCAGAUUACUGAAUAUAAUACAUUAUUUAAAAAUAUUUGGGAGUAGUAUAAUUUGUGAAGAAAUGUAAAUUGUAAUAAUGUAAAUGGGGGUUUCACUAUAUAUAUUAUAUAUAUAUAUAUAUAUACACACACACAGACACAUAUAUCGCACUUCAUAGAAUCAGAGUUGCUCUCUUGAGGAGCUUUGCCUCCUGAUAUUUUAUCAUGCUCCUAUUUUUUUAAAUCCUAGGAGCAGUAGUUUUUAUACUUAUGUAUUUAAAUUUUAUUAUUAAAAAUUACAUUUUAUAAGAAAGUGUGUUCCAAAGGCAUUAAAAUUAUAUAUGUUAAUAAGGAAAUACAUUUUUAAAAUUUUCAAAUUGCUCCUAAGCUUUUGAUUAGGAGAAUAUUUGCUCUGAAAGUAGGCUUUUAGCUCUGCUUUAUUACUGCUUCCUUUAGUUUCUAUGAAACAGAUUGCUUACUUAAAUCAUUAGUUGAAUGAUUAGUGUUCAAUAUUGCUUAAAUCACCAUUUAAAAAAAAAUUGGUGACAGAGCACAAAUAGAAAACCUAUUUUUAAAUAGAAAUCACAAAUACAAGUGUGGAAGCACUACUUUAUUUUGUCUAAAAUUUGCUUAAGGAGAAGUCAAAGUAAUGAACCAAGACAGUGGCCUUCAUAGGCUGUAUUUCACUGCUAAUAAAAAAUUUAAAAGGGAGUACCAGGAUUUACUAAACAAAAACAUUUUGAAAGUGGGGAAUAGCGCCAUAUAUGUAUAUAUUUUUUUAGCCUAAUUCUCUGCCCUGCAUGGAAUUCAGAUACAUGGAGGCACAUCUUUCAGGGCAUCAGUGUUAAAAUUGUGGAGUCUUAAUUUUCAUACAUACACCUCUUUGCCUGAUGCUGCCCCACAGACUUGAAAUAACACUUCCAAGUAAGAGGGAAUUCAGCUAAUUUGUUUUUUAAACUGAUUGUACUGGUCACUAAGCCCUUUUUGAGAGAAUUUUUAUCAAACAUGAGGCAGAUUCAUUAAUCUUGAUUGCAAAAUGUUCUAACAAGGGUGUAACACAGAACUGGCUUUUAUUUUUUCUAGAAGGAAAUUGACAUUAGUUUUUAUGUCAGCUGGAUGCGAUUAAAAAUAAUUAUUGCCAAUGCUGUUUUCAUUCUUCAGUGGCCAGAAUCACCAUCUUUGAAAUUUCUAGUAGUGCCUUUGCUGAUUAAAAUAAAAAAAGGAUUAUCAUUAAGUAAAAAUUAGAAUCGGGACCUCAGACAAGAUUUUGAACCUCAUUCAGUUUGAACUUCUAUGUGUAUGUACCAGUUAGAUCACCAGACAUGGAAGCAUGCGUGUGGAAGAAUUGUGGCACUCACUGUAAGCAAUAUUAUCCAUGGGUAUAUGCAAAUAUCCUUAUAGUUACUGGUCACUGUUAAAAUUUGCAUUUUAAAACCCUAUUACCAAGUUCAGUUUUUCAAGACUUCAGUUGUCCUGGCUGGUCAUGCACCAUUCUUUGUGCAACUUUUAAAUUCCAUUUAGUGUUUCUUCCAAGCUGUGUAUUUUUGCCUAUUUGUUGCUUGUGCUUUAUUAUUCUUAGUCAAUUGUGGAAUAUAGUGAUAUAUUGUGUUAAUUUGGGCAGUAGCGGUUUUUAAAAACCAUAUACUGACUGAAACAUGAGCCAGAGCUGAUUGCUUUAUUAAGCUAAUAAUGAAUGUUAAAGAGUACAUAUUUUCAGGAUCAUUCAUCUAGUAAGCAAUACAUAUAUAGGCCAAUAUUUUUUUAAAAAAUAGAGCUUGGUCAACCUCUAUACUACACAUAUUACAAGAUAUAGCACUUUCAAAAUGAAUCUAAACCUUUACAGAAACUUUCUUAUAGGUUAUGCCUUUUAUUUUAAGACUUAUUAUAAUUUGUUUCAAGUGCCAUUAGAUGAUAUAUAUGUAGACCUUUGAUAUAUAAUGCUUUGUGUUCAGAAAUGGUAGAUGGUAUUUUAAACAGGUACAUUUUUACAGUGUUUUCUUAUCAAUUUGCUAUAUUGCACAGGAUCAGUGUGUGUCUUUUCAUAAGGUUUUACAAUGGUUUAUUUUUUUACAAGGUUUACGUGUCUCAAAACACACUGUCUUCCCACUACGUAAAUUAAAAAAUACCAGUUCACCCAAGUUGCUUCUAGCCUACUGAGAUCCAUCUGACAUUGGAGGAGAUCUUCUAAAUGUCGAAUAUUCCUCAUUAGCAAUGGCAGACUUAUCUCUGACAAAUGAGUGCCUAGGUUGGCUUUGUCUUAUUUUUCUCACUCUGUGUCAGUAACGACGUCUGCAACACAGAUCAUCUGUUGUGGUUCAAUAGAUCCACAUAAGUUGUGUUGCGUAGUUUCAUGCUAAAAACUCAUCCUGAGCUCCUUUUUGAUCACAUAAAACAAAAUACUAUCAACAUUGGCAAAGGCAUGCUUACAUCACCCCUAGGCCCUUCUACAACAUUCUCAGCCCUCUGAGGACGGAAGGCAGUGUCUUUUGGUAAGUUCUCUAGCUCUAGAAAUGACAGAACUAUUGCUAAUGUAUGAAACACAUUGUAUAAGCUCAGUGGUACAGAUGAACCAGAAUGAAUGUUUAUCUUCUCAGAAACACUCCCUCAAUAUUAUUUUGGAUCAUGCUGCUAAUGUAACUUGGGAUACAACUCUUCAUGGUGCUACAAACUUCUCUGUCUCGUUCAGUCAUAUUUUUUUAUCCAUAGGAAAUAAAGGACUACAUUAGGUGUAAAGGUGUACAAUAUAUUUUUAUACUGUGACUUAAUUUGUCGUUAACAAACUUUUACACCACCCACCACAAUGUAUUCAUGUGCACUUGCAAAAGGAAAUCUUGGACAUGCAAAUGUUACCAGAACAAACCCAGCUUUUAUCCACAAGGUGACUCAAAAUGAAAAGUGGGCUUAAUAAUAUGGUUUGGAGUGAAGAACAUGCUGUAUGUUACUAACAGGCCUUUGAAUUUAACAAAAACUGGGAAUCCAUUAGGAAAUGGAUUGCAUCAUGCCUGAACAUAAGCUGGACUGCUGAAAUUGUAUUUUUAGCUGAUGAAAAAGUGUUUGGACUAGUACUCUAAAUAUGUUCUAAUGAUAAAGUUUUGAGUCAAAAUAGAAAAGAAAAAAAUCUGCAUUCCAGGCUGAAUUUUGUAUAUUUUUAUUGCAUUUAAAAUCGCUAUUCUGUGAUAUUGGGAAAUCAAGUGGCUUAUCAUGUAUAUCAUGUACUUAAAAUGUAUUCACAAACUACUGUUGUAUUUGUAUAAAAUAUAGACAAAGAUCGUAUUUUUUGUGUGUGUAUAAGCUCUGUAAUAUAGCAAUCACAUUAUUAAGCUGCAGUGAUACCACAUUUUAAAAAUCCACAUCCAAAGAAGCAGGCUAUUUAUUGUCCAGUUACCCAGAUAUAAAAUAUUAAUUUGCUGCUAAUUAAACAAUAGUACUGCAGCUUCUUGUGGCCUACAGUGUUAUGUUUGCUGUAAGAAAAAGAUACGUGAACUCCACAAAAUAUAUGAAUAAAAUUAUAGAAUGACUUUAGAUAAUGUAGAUCUUACUGAAAUUUUAAUAGAUGAUAAAUUUCUAUUUGAAUUUUAUCUUUCCUUCACUUUGAAUUUUAAAUAUUUUCUCAUUUGAUAAAUGCAAGAUUCUCAU